Messenger RNA from Brassica oleracea var. oleracea, 381 nucleotides. RefSeq names its product glutathione S-transferase T3-like. Lineage: Eukaryota; Viridiplantae; Streptophyta; Magnoliopsida; Brassicales; Brassicaceae. The record is from RefSeq and is a predicted model, not a curated record. The transcript is spliced from 2 exons. Bases 1 to 381 code for a protein of 126 amino acids.
AUGAACGACUUAGUUUGCAAUUUUUGUGGAGCGUAUGAAGCAGCCACAAGGGAGAAAACCAGUGGUCAAGACGAGAAUGAUGUUCUCAAACACGCCCACGAGAUCUUCUUCAACAACCACAAAAAGAAGUUCACCCUUGAACAUGCUUGGAAGGGGCUUCACAAUGACCAGAAGUGGUGUGAUCUCUCUUCGGCUAAAAAUGAAGUAGGCUCCAAAAGGAGGAAGCUUGAGGACGGUUCACAUUCAGCAUUCUCUCAGGCAAAUGAAACAGCUGUAGCUGAUGAAGGAACCACUCGUCCCACGGGUGUAAAGGCAGCAAAAGCCUGUAAAGGGAAAGAAGAGGCUGCAUUGGAGUGGAGCAUCACGGACUUGACAGAGUGA